This is a messenger RNA of Seminavis robusta, 2838 nucleotides long. The record is from the annotation of a GenBank genome assembly. Lineage: Eukaryota; Bacillariophyta; Bacillariophyceae; Naviculales; Naviculaceae.
AUGACUGAGAGGGCCAAGAAGAACAAGAAGGAGAAGGAAACUCCUCUGUUUUCUGCCAAGCAACUGGAAGAAGGACACUCCUUGAAACUGGGCACUGGGAAACUGGCCAACCUAACAAGAGCAUCCGUUUUGGCCAUCAUGGGUGAUUCCGUGGUCUUGACGACCGUUGCAACCGAUGAUGGACAUCGUCAUCAGCAGCAACAGUCAUUUCAGAAUUUUACAGUGGAGUACAAGCAACGGCAUCAUGGAGUAGGGAAAAUCCCCCUGACAAAUUCUAGUCGUCGCGACAAUACACGAUCGACCGUUCUGGAAACAUUGGGAAGUAGGGCCAUUGAUCGAGCCCUGCGGCCAUUAAUUGACAACGACAACACGUCUAGCAUUCAUGUGAAUUCAUCCGUGCAGGGGUUGUCAUCUCAUGGAGGAAAUCCCAUUGUAAUGAGCAUCAAUUCUGCGUCGGCAGCUUUGAUGAGUCAAGGAAUGCUGAAAGAACCCGUGGCGGCAGUGUCCUUGGGUGUUGUUGCAGGCGACGGGCGCCAUCCCAAAGUUCUCGUCAAUCCAGCAUGCAUGGGCGAUUCAAAACGACGAAAAAACGACAACACUCCAUCCCUCGCCUGUGAACUACUCUAUGCGGGAACAAGAACCAAAGCAGUCAUGGCUGAAUUUCAAUAUCAUUGUACUAGCGAUGGCAAAAAUAUGCAAACAUCAAUCCCAGAGCAUGAACUGUCAGAGCUCAUGUCGUUGGCCCAUGCUGCUAUUCAGCCCUUGUUGGAUACUCAGGAGGAAUACAUGCAGAAUAAUGACAAUACGCCUGCACCUGAAACUGCAAUAGAAGAAGUCUUGAGACAAGAGAAUGAAUUGCGGGCUUCGUUGGGGUUGCCCGCCUUGACAGAUACAGCUGCCGAACAAGACGGCAACAUCGAUGGCGAAUCAUCUUCCUCUUCCAAAUUGCAGAAAAUUGCAACCGAACUCUUCCCUGAGGCUUGGGGUGUUUGUGAGAAUCAGUUGGAAACCGUGGCGUUGGCACUUUUUGGGUACAAACACGAACAGAAAAUGGAACCGAAACCAGCCUCGGCACUGACCGAUUAUCAAUCUGCCUACAUUCACCCAAAGGAUAGCCCAGCGGAACUACUGUUGAAGUCCACGAGGGGGAAGCGAGAACAAAUAGUUUACUCUGAAGUUGAGCGAGUGCUUACGGAAUGGGUCGGCACUGAGAGAGUGACGAAGCGACUGGACGAAGAAGCGGUGGAUGACGAGAAAGCACUAGUCUCAAUUCUGGUGACCAAGGUCCACAAAAAGCUGCUCCAAAACGCCCUUUGUACCACCGCGACUAAGUAUGGAACAAGGGCGGAUCAUCGAGUUGGAGGAAUGCCAUCGGACCCGUCCCUUGGCUUCAAAACGAUUCGACCACUUUCUGUUACUGUCCCAGCUCUACCAGACGUGGUCCAUGGAUCGGCCAUUUUCGCGCGAGGAGAAACACAAGUCUUGUGCACCACCACGUUGGGGGCUCCCCAAGAGGGGAUGCCCAUGCGUGAUCCCUUUGAUGCACUCAUUAUGCCAGCAACCAACACAACGUCACUCGAUCUUGCCUCGGAACAGGAAGCGCAGAACGAACAGGGCACUCUCUUCGAAGAUCUCCCCGUGGGAAGUUUGCGAUACCUUCGAACACAGGAAGCACUGGAGUCUGACCUGAACACUCGCAAAAGCAAAGCUGAUCGCGAAAUGACAGGAGAGUCAGGCAAUCUAUGGGAAUAUCGCCGAGCAUUCCUGCAGUACGACUUCCCUUCUUUUAGCACUGGGGAACUACCGUCGGCGGGAAGUUCUCAGCACAAUCGCAGAGCAAUUGGUCAUGGAGCUUUGGCAGAAAAGGCCAUUUUACCAAUUCUACCUGCACCACAAAAUUUUCCAUACGUAAUGAGGAUGACUAGCGAAGUCACUGAUUCCAAUGGAUCUUCCAGCAUGGCUUCGGUAUGUGGGGCUACACUUGCCUUGUUGGAUGCUGGAGUUCCGAUUGUUGCUCCAGUUGCAGGCGUCAGCGUUGGAUUGGCUUUGCCAGACGAAACGGAUGAAGCCAGCAACAAUCAGAGUAGCCAAACUGAAGAUGAACAAACCUAUGAAUUGCUCUUGGACAUCACCGGCACUGAGGAUUACUUUGGUGCAAUGGACUUCAAGAUUGCCGGCACCUUUAGUGGAGUCACUGCCUUUCAGCUAGAUGUAAAAAGACCAAUCCCGAUUUCUGUUUUGCCGGAGGCCUUGGAACUGGCCAGGUCAGGACGCCAAGCCAUUCUGCGAGAAAUGGACUUGCAGUGUAAGGACAGCGUCCUGCAGGGACUGAAACACAGAACUAGCCUGAAAGACACGGCUCCACGGGUUGAGAUCUUGAGGUUUGACCCACAGCGCAAACGCGAUUUGGUUGGUCCUGGCGGUGCCGUGCUUCGUCAGAUCGAGGAUCGCUAUGAAACCAGCUUGGAUCUCACUCAAGACGGGCAAUGUCUUCUGUUUGGCUCAGACAAGGAUUUAGUCGCCAAGGCCAAAUCAGUGGUCGCUGACCUAGUAGCCGACGUUGUGGAGGGGGAGAUAUACGAUGGCACCAUUGUGGAGAUUAAAGACUUUGGUGCCAUUGUUGAGCUACUUCGGAACAAAGAAGGUCUUUUGCAUGUCAGCGAACUUGCUGAAGAUAUAUCUGACCCACAAGGCAACCUGGGGGCAGUGAAGAAGCACUUGAAGGUUGGCGACACUAUAAGGGUUCUUUGCACUGGGGUUGACCCCGUCCAAGGAUCAAUUCGGCUAAGCGUCAAAGCGCUAUGGAAGCUGGAGCGUGAGCAACAGCUGUCGUCAUGA